This is a messenger RNA of Mobula hypostoma (lesser devil ray), 1459 nucleotides long. RefSeq names its product receptor activity modifying protein 1 (gene ramp1). The transcript has 3 exons. The record is from RefSeq and is a predicted model, not a curated record. Lineage: Eukaryota; Metazoa; Chordata; Chondrichthyes; Myliobatiformes; Myliobatidae. Gene Ontology annotation, molecular function: coreceptor activity. The coding region runs from base 334 to 771 and encodes 145 amino acids. Gene Ontology annotation, biological process: intracellular protein transport; receptor internalization; G protein-coupled receptor signaling pathway. Gene Ontology annotation, cellular component: signaling receptor complex; cell surface; membrane.
CGCUGUGGUUUUCAGAAUCUCGGAGUUCAAUGAGAUUGAGUCAGACUGUGUCUUUGGGUUAAUAUGAGUUUGGGGGUCAAUCGGCGGGUUUGGGUAUGAUUGUUUGGGCAUCGCCUGGAUUUUGGAAACGCGGCGAGGUUUGGGGUGGUUCUAAGUUCAGGUUUUGGGUGGGUCGCUCUCACCGGCAGGUUUCAAUCGGUCGAGCUCGGCUAAUUGUGUUGCUUCGGGGAGAGAACGGAUCCAGGGGAGGAGUCGGGAGCUGGGAAGACUGAGUCGGGAGCUGGUGCUUUGACCGAGCUGGGAUUGGCUGCCGCGCACUCCGCGUCUGUCGGAAUGGCUCCGUGGACCGGCCGGCUGCUCGCAACCUUGCUGCUCGUAAAUCAACUGAAUCUGCUCUCUGCUUGCAACGAAGCCUAUUACUCCUAUCUUCUUAAACACAUUUGCUUGGAGGCUUACAGAUUUCAGAUGACAGAUGUUGGAAAAAAACUCUGGUGUGACUGGGAAGAAACACUAAGUUCCUAUAGAGAUAUUACAAACUGCACAUUUUUGAUUGCUAACAAGAUGGAUUGUUUUUGGCCGAAUCAGAUGGUGGACCAGUUCUUCAUUACCAUUCACAAAGAAUACUUUGUAAACUGUUCCAUCUCUGGGAGAGCCUUGGGGGAUCCUCCAAACAACAUAGUAGGACCUUUCAUUAUGAUCCCGGUGAUGAUUACUCUGCUUAUGACAGCACUUGUCGUGUGGAGGAGCAAGCGGAAUGAAGGCAUUGUAUAAAAAACUAUUUUAUCAUCCCUUCUACUGGUUAGAGAACAUGUGAAAUUCAACCAUUUGACAAGAUGAUGUUGCUCUGUUUGACUUUGCAUUGAAGAGAGUGAAAAGCAAGGGACUGAACUGCAGCAUCUGAAAUGGAAUCAUUGAACUGUCAUAUGGUACAUAAACAAAAAAUAAUGUCUGGACACAUCAGGAAUUGCUACAUUUGUCAAGGUGGAAUACUUGGGCAUAGUGAAAUUAGAACAGUCUGCACUGGGUUAUUAAGCAUGUAACUAGUGAAUAAAAUUUUAACAAAUUUUAUAGCAAUUGGGUUGGGUAACCAUGCUGCCUUAACUCAUGCCUGAGAAAUUGUUAAUGACUGAACUCCAUACAAAAAAACACUUCAGGUACUCAAGUUGUGUGUGGAUACCUGUACCAUUUUCUUGAUAUGCUCAACACUCAUUGAUCCACUUGUGUAUUUUUUGAUGUCUUGUUGACAAUGAUCCUUUUUGAAGGAGAAUGAAUUGGCCAGUUAUUGGAGAGAACAUAAACCAAUCACUAGUGAAUGUUCAAAUCACACCAUGAGGCAGAAUAUGUCAAGAAAAAAAAAACACAGAACUUUUAACUUUUUGUUUUAAUCUGGAAGAUUUCUCAGUAAUUUGAUUGUUAGAAAUGUGCUGAGCUAGACAAAAUAGGUACAUCUGAAUCACUA